Molecule: messenger RNA, 3355 nt
Organism: Dreissena polymorpha
Lineage: Eukaryota; Metazoa; Mollusca; Bivalvia; Myida; Dreissenidae
Product: U2 snRNP-associated SURP motif-containing protein-like
Exons: 23
Coding region: 181-2886 (901 amino acids)
Biological process (GO): RNA processing
Cellular component (GO): nucleus
Molecular function (GO): RNA binding
Source: RefSeq, a predicted model, not a curated record
GUGACUUUUUGUAAGAUGGCGACGCGAGGCAAUGUUGCGCUUGCAAAGUUAAAGUUUUCUGUAUUAGUUCAGUAGCGCUGUCAUAUGUAGUUGUUUAUAUAGUUUUCUAUGUGAAGGUAGAGUAUUGACAUAUCAUGUUCUAAGGACCUUGAAGUGCAAAUUUAAAUAGAAGAAAUCAAAAUGAUCUUGGCAAAGAAAGGGUUAUCCAAGCGUGAACAGGAGGAGAUGCGGAAGAAGCAAGACCAGGUUGCAGCUGCCGCUGUCUAUGAGGAGUUUGUGGCGUCAUUUGCAGAGGCCAGCAAGCAAGGGAAGACAUGGGUGAAAGGAGAGACAGUGAACGCUCCAGACAAGGCUGCCAAGGCAGACAAAGGUCGCCUGUACAAGCCCACAUCCAAGCUGGCUGAGCUGGCAUCCACAUUCCAGUCAACAAAGGAGCUGAAGGAAGAACCAAUACAGCAUAUACCACCUAAAGUCCUGUUAAAGAAGAAAACAGAAGACAAGAAAAAGAGCAAUUUAGAAAUGUUUAAAGAGGAACUGAAGCGAAUACAAGAGGAACGAGAAGAGAGACACAAGCUGAAGCGUGAUAUCAGAGGUGGUGACAGCGGCGCUACCCGGUUUGGUCGGGGAGAUCCGAUAGGCGGAAUAGCCGUGUUCCCAGAAACCGACGACGACAGGAAAUCUCGGUUCGAGAGCGACCUGGACUUGUCGGGAUCGAUGGGUAGUGGGCUUGGAAUGUACGAUCUGACGACGGAUGAGACAUCUACAAAUAUAUACAUCUCUAGUAUUAAUCCAAAAAUGACAGAAAAACAACUUAUGGAGUUGUUUGGCAGAUUUGGACCUUUAGCUAGUGUUAAAAUUAUGUGGCCUAGAACGGACGAAGAGAAAUCAAGGGGGAGAAACUGUGGAUUUGUGGCUUUUAUGAACAGGAAAGAUGGAGAAAGAGCCUUGAAACAUCUCAAAGGCAGAGAAAUAGGUGGUUUUGAAAUGAAGCUAGGUUGGGGCAAGCCCGUUCAGAUUCCCCCACACCCUGUGUACAUCCCGCCAGCGCUUGCGGAGCUCACCCAACCCCCGCCCCCCUCGGGGCUUCCCUUCAACGCCCAGAGACGGUCUGGGCAACCACGGGGCUGGUAUGGGCCACCGGCCAACCGGGACGAAAUGAAUAAGACGUUAUCGAAAGCCGUCAUCAAAGUGGUUAUUCCUACAGAAAGGAACCUGCUCUGCAUAAUUCACCGAAUGGUAGAGUUCGUUGUCCGGGAAGGGCCCAUGUUUGAAGCAAUGAUAAUGAAUAGGGAAAUAAAUAAUCCCAUGUUCAAGUUCCUGUUUGAAAAUCAGAGCCCAGCACAUGUGUACUAUCGAUGGAAACUGUUCUCCAUAUUGAAUGGAGACCAGCCAUACAAAUGGCGCCUGGAGGAGUUUCGCAUGUUCAAGGGCGGGUCACACUGGAGACCCCCGCCUCUCAACCCCUACACCCAGGGGAUGCCCGAGGAACUGGUGGACCCCGGCGACCUAGAUAUCAUACCUGAGGAACAGAUACCUGACAACUUCGAUAGCACCAAGAAGGGGAAGCUCACAGACAGUCAACGUGACCGGCUUGAGGACAUGCUAAGGGAGCUCACUCCGGAGCGUCCCAAGAUCGGUGAGGCGAUGGUGUGGUGUCUGGACCAUGCUGACUCUGCCGAGGAAGUGGUGGACUGUAUAGCUGAGGCCCUGUCUAUACUGCAGACUCCACUGCCGAAAAAGAUCGCCAGACUGUUCCUGGUGUCAGAUAUCCUGUUCAACAGUAGUGCUAAAGUACCAAACGCUUCAUUUUACAGGAGACAAUUUCAAAGGAAACUCCCAGAAAUAUUUCAAGAUGUCCACGAAACCUAUGAUAAUAUUGAUGGCAAACUGAAAGCUGAACAAUUCAAGCAAAAGGUGAUGCUGUGUUUCCGUGCGUGGGAAGACUGGACAGUGUACCCCAAUGAUUACCUGAUCACCCUUCAGAACAUCUUCCUUGGCCUCGUACCCAAACAGUUGGGAUCAAACACCCCGAAAACCCCUUUACCCGUGGGCCCAGACCUGGAUGGUGAGCCCCUACCAGACCCGGACUUUGACGGGCUCCCUUUGGUUGACCCUGACCUGGAUAAGGACCCGAGGAGGUCACAGAGGGUGGAGGACCUAGAUGGAAUGCCUCUCGGAGAGGACUUAGAUGGCGAACCUUUGCGUGUGAUAAAGCAAGAGGAGAAGGAGGUAAAGGAAAGGAAAGAUGAUGCUGGUCUGAACAAGUUUGUGAAAUCAAAGUGGGAAACUGUGGAUGAGACGGAACUGGAAGCCCAAGCCAUGACGACAUCCAAAUGGGACAUGUUGGGUGAGGAAGACAGCAAGCAGGAGAAUGAGGAGGACCUCGAUGGAGAGCCAAUAGAGGAGGAAAACUUGGACGGUGAGGCAAUGUCGGAUGGUGACUAUGAUGACAGCCGCAGUGAGACAUCGUACGGCACGCCCAGGCAGCAGCAGUCUCAGGAGAUGUCUGAAGAGAGAAGGAGAAAACUGCGAGAGAUUGAGGUGAAGGUGAUGCGUUACCAAGACGAACUUGAGGCGGGUAAAAGGACCCGCAAACCGAAUAUGUCAAUCGCGGAACAAGUGGAGAAUCAUCGCAAGAAACUUGUUGCUAAGGAAUUCAGUGAAUCCCCAAGCAGAGACAGUAGGAAACGACACAGGUCAGGGUCACCAUCAGCCAAACACGAGGACAAAUACAAAUACGAGGACAGUCCAAAACGAAAACGAGCUAAAAGUCCUAAAAGGUCACGCAGGUCAAGAUCAAGGUCAAAGUCAGGCAUUCGAAGGUCGAGGUCACGCAGCACUAGUAAACAGCGGCGGAAAUCUAAGAAGACCAAGCACAGAGACUGAUUUUGCUCUUAAAUAUUUCUAUCUCUAUCAUUAGGACACUAUAAAUACCAUUGAAUUGUGUGACAUUGCAUGUUGUGAACUGCGGCUGUUUGGAUGAUGUUUUGAAUGGAAUUAUUAUGAAAUUGAUAAUGGUUGAAAUUUGUUUGAUCCACAUGUGCUAUUGUAUGGAGUGUGGCGAGUUUGCCUAUGGGAAAUGUACAUCGUCAUUUUUGUUUGAAAUAUUCGUUGCAUGUGUAUGUAUUGAACAAUCAUCAUGAGAUCACAUGUUGCUAUCUGCAUGUGUGAAGUAAUUAAUAUGUACAAAACCGACUUACAUAGAAAUAGGUGAAUCCCAUGUUAUAUUUCACAGUCGAUGGUUGUAUACCUUUGAAACUGCUCAUCUGACACAUUUGUACAUAACAUAAGCGACGUGGCUCUUUAUAUGAAUAAUGCAUUAUGCGUUACUAAUAAACAUUAUUAUGAUAAACAA